AUGGGCAUACCCAAUCCGGCCGAGACCAUGGAUCGCGUCGAGUGUUGCGCAGUAUAUAUUGAUGACCGUGUUCAAUCGGAACGCUGGGUGUAUCGCGAUUCACCCGUGUCCUCGGCAGGGGAUGACGAACCCGAGUCGCUGGGAUCAGACGUGGCGCUUCUGCUAGAAGUGUGCAAUAGAAUAUAUCUUUGUCACGUUGGAACCUCCCUCGCUACAAAACUUGCCGAACUGAGCGACAGCACUAACAGCCGUUGCACACCGAUUUUCGCCUUUUUUGAUAUCGAACUGGGUCGCAAUGAGGAUUCUGUUCAAUACGACCGUCGGAAAGCUAGCCGCUCUUCGUGGCCCGACGUGGCGCCUCCCUCUCCGUCCUCCCUUCGCCGCGGAUUCACAUUUUCCUCCCAGUCAGACACCUCCUACGGCCUGCAAUUGCUCUCGGGUGUAUCCGCAGAUAUCCAAGUCUCAGAUAUCCCGAACCUUGUCAUUCCGAUAGCUGUACUGCGACACUCCCACGGUGGGCCGACCAGCGCUCCGACGCAACAGACGGCCACUACACCCCUCUUUGACCCGCUGCAGAUCUCCAAAUGCUUAGAUGCAGGCGCCGCGGAUGUCCUUACCACACCACUUGACCGAGCUCGAGUGCAGGGCUUGGUCGUCCACGCGUACCGGGCGCAAAAAUCGGCGCGCAAGGAACAAUCGCGCUUUUUGGCCCGCAAGAAAUCUCGGAAACAGUCGUGGGUGGGUGUUCACGACCAACAACCGUACGCUUACCUUCGAGAGGCAAUGGUGUCCAAACUCAUGAAAGGCAUAUGCAAUCCCGAGGAGGUCAUUGAAGAAUUCCAGGAUCGGGACCUAGACGUAAGCGCUGAGCGGCAAAAAGCCGUGAGGAAGCGCCUGGGCAACUGGAACUUUACUGCUCAUGCGUUUUCCGAGGACGAGCUCGUUUAUGGAGCCUGCCAGAUGCUUCAGCAUGCUUUUACCCUACCCAACCUGGACCGUUGGCAAUUGACUGCAUGUGAACUGCGGACCUUCCUACUCGCGUGCCGCGCUUCCUACAAUUCCUUUGUCCUCUAUCAUAACUUUCGACAUGCCAUUGACGUGCUACAAUCGGUCUUUUGCUUCCUGGUACAUAUCGGAGCUUUACCUCCAUACGGAGACAUCUCUCCCAGCCCUGGCUCCCAGUCUCCGAUUGCAUCUCUCCUGACGCCGUUCGACACCCUGACCCUGCUCAUUUCGGCAAUUGGUCACGAUGUCGGCCAUCCCGGAGUGAAUAACUUCUUCCUGGUCAAACUCAAUGCACCGCUGGCGCAACUCUACAAUGAUAACUCGGUCUUGGAGGCUUUCCACUGCGCGGCCUUUUCGCAAAUCCUGCGUCGCCACUGGCCCGCGGCUUUCAAGGACAGACAGCUGCGGAAACUGCUCAUCAGCUCGAUCCUUGCGACGGACAUGGGCGUACAUCAAAAGUUCAUGGAAAGGCUAGGGUCACUGCAGGAGAAGUUCUACGCCAACAACAAGUCGGUUGAUGGCUGGAAGCCGCAGGACAUCGAGAUCUACAAGACGCUGGUGUGUGGCCUGCUGAUCAAAUGUGCCGACAUCAGCAAUGUCGCGCGGCCAUGGGACGUUGCCGAGAAGUGGACCAAGAUUCUGCAGGAGGAAUUUGCCAACCAGGGAGAGAUGGAGCGGGAGGUCGGCAUGGAGACGGCUCUGUUCGGUGGGCCGCCGGAGCUGGGAAAUAUAUACAAGCUGGCGACCGGUCAGAUCGGGUUCAUGUCUAUCUUCGCCCUUCCCUUGUUCGAAGGCGUGUCGGACAUCCUGCCCCAGCUGCGGUUCACUGUCGAGCACAUUCGGACGAAUCAAUCCCGGUGGCAUUACCUGGCCGACAAUGAAAGAAAGAAGCAGGCGCUGACAAACCCACGCUACGUUGAGGGCGUCCUCUCGCCCCGUUCCCAUAGCCCUGCUGCCAGUUUCCGCGGUCUUCGUCCUCCAUUGGCCGACAGCUCUGCCAAAUCGGCGCUCUUUCCAGAUGACGUGGCGGCCAAGAAGCGCGCAGCCACGGACGAUUACUUCGGCACGCUGGACCCGGACAUUGAUUCGGGGUCGCCCAGCGACUACAAUGAGAACACCAUUAGUCCCGUGGUGUCGCCGGACACCCCCGGGCCAUCCAUGGACAUCACAGGCAGCCCUCUCCCAUCUGCCGUGGCCUCGCGGAAGUCCUCUGGUGCUGUCCCCGACCUCACCAUGAUCUCCAUUGCGGGCACGUCUCCAGAGACGAACGGGGGACAGGCUGAUCAUCAUUCCAAUUCCGAGUCCCGGCGCUCGUCGAGGGAUGCCGUCAUCGCAGCCGUCCUCUUCGCCGACACGGCAGUACAUGAUGCCGCUGCCCCGGAACUUAACACCAAGCAGGUUGAUGGCCAUGGGGUAGCUGACGGUCAAGCAGAAAGACCGAGCAGCUCUCGACAGGGACUGCCGCAUCGACGUCACCAUGCCAACACCAACUCGUCCGGACGCGGCUCAGGCGCGCCAAACUCACAGCGCAACAGUUGCACACGCACGCAUAGUGUGAGCACGUACAGCAAUACCAUGACGCCGAUAUCCCCUGUGACGAAUGCCACCAGUUUCAUCACCGCGGACAGUGGCGAUGAGAAGCGCGCUUCGCGGGAGGAUAUGGCGGGCGAGCAAGACAAGUCCGAGGCCCGGCCGGGGUCGUCGAAACAGCACGCGAAUGCUGAUAAACCACACGAGAGCUAUCGUCAUUUCAGCGACAGCAAUACCUCUCACUCGCACCUGGGCGAUGGCAGCAAGAGCCCCGUCACAGCUUCCAUCGUGGGCAACGGGUCGAACAGUCCCACGCACUCGAUUACCACCACUCCCAGCAUCCGGAACGAGGGACAUCCUCAUUGGGAGGACUCGAUGGGCGGCGAGCAGCCCCCCCGGCGACUGCCGAAGCGACGCAGUCGCCUUCGCCUGGCGUUCUGGAAGCGAAAAACGCAUCAUUCGCAUCAGCACGAGCUGAGCGGGGAGACCUAA
This is a messenger RNA of Aspergillus clavatus NRRL 1, 3027 nucleotides long. RefSeq names its product 3',5'-cyclic-nucleotide phosphodiesterase PDE2 (gene pdeB). The coding region runs from base 1 to 3027 and encodes 1008 amino acids. The record is from RefSeq and is a predicted model, not a curated record. Gene Ontology annotation, biological process: signal transduction. Lineage: Eukaryota; Fungi; Ascomycota; Eurotiomycetes; Eurotiales; Aspergillaceae. Gene Ontology annotation, molecular function: 3',5'-cyclic-nucleotide phosphodiesterase activity. The transcript is spliced from 5 exons.